Messenger RNA from Aspergillus ibericus CBS 121593, 1384 nucleotides. Its product is annotated as exosome non-catalytic core subunit RRP45. The coding region runs from base 57 to 935 and encodes 292 amino acids. Gene Ontology annotation, cellular component: cytoplasmic exosome (RNase complex); nuclear exosome (RNase complex). The transcript is spliced from 3 exons. Gene Ontology annotation, biological process: U4 snRNA 3'-end processing; exonucleolytic trimming to generate mature 3'-end of 5.8S rRNA from tricistronic rRNA transcript (SSU-rRNA, 5.8S rRNA, LSU-rRNA); TRAMP-dependent tRNA surveillance pathway. Lineage: Eukaryota; Fungi; Ascomycota; Eurotiomycetes; Eurotiales; Aspergillaceae. The record is from RefSeq and is a predicted model, not a curated record.
GAAAUUUCCAAGAAAGUCGCAGUGACCCCGCCGGGGCCAAAUCCGCCUCCGCAAUCAUGAACAAAGAAGCACCGCUCUCUAUCACUGAGCGCGACUUUAUCCUCAAUGCGCUGCGCGAGGAUGUGCGUCUGGACGGUCGAGAGGCCGACCAGCUGCGUCCGCUGAAGGUGUCGUUCGGGGAGGAGUAUGGGCAUGUGAAGGUGCAACUCGGCCGGACCAGUCUCAUUGUCCGAAUCUCCGCUGAAGUCACGAAACCCCACGAUGAUCGUCCGUUUGAUGGUCUUUUCACAAUCGCCAUGGAGCUAACUGCGAUGGGCUCACCCGCCUGGGACAAUGGCCGGCAAGGAGACCUUGAAACAUACGUCACCAAUGUCCUGGACCGCGUCGUUCGCCAUUCCAAUGCCCUGGAUACCGAGUCUCUCUGUAUCCUCAAGGGUGUCAGUUGCUGGAGCAUCCGUGCGGACGUCCACGUUACCGAUUACGAUGGCAACCUGAUUGAUGCGGCUUGUAUCGGUAUCAUGGCCGGACUGCAACACUUCCGCCGUCAAGAUGCCGUGGUCAAGGACGGCCAGGUGAUUGUCUACGGGCUCGAUGAACGCGUCCCUGUCGCAUUAAACAUCACACACAAGCCGCUGUCCGUCACUUUCCACACCUUUGAUGAAGGAAAGCGGGUGAUUAUCGAUGCCACGCGGAAAGAGGAGCAAGCAUCCGAAGCAGAUGUUGUGAUAGGCAUCAACAAUGCGGGUGACGUGUGCUUCGUCUCCAAGUUCUCCGGAUCUCCGGUAGACGCGAUGGUCUUUGUGGACAAGACAUCGGUUGCGUUGGAGAAAGUUAAGGAAAUCAAUGCGAUCAUUGACAAGGCGCUACAGGCUGACCUUUCGAAACGGGCGAAGAACGGCAUGGCCGAGCAGUCACGAGCGGAGAACGAUCGGUAAUCGAACUCUGCUGCGUUGAAAGCAAAUACUGUUUAAUGAGCUAAGACAAUGCAUUAGAGCUUGAUGUAUGAUAAGAGCUACAGCAUAACUGGCAUAGCUACGAGCUGGGUCAUCAAAAAGAAAGUUUAAUCUGAAAACCCAUUCCACCUUUACUGGGAUUCUUGACCCACCUUGUAUGGCUUUAAAGCUUUCGUUACGCAACUUUGAACCAAGCUCCGACGUGCUAGGUCAUCAUCCAUGGCUGCCUGCUCCUAAAUCAACAAUAAGGUUCCUGGAUAAACUAAGAUGCUUGACGACACUUUAAUGGGGAAUCUGGUUCUCUCGUCCAACAUAUCUGCAAGUUAGGGACAGACGUGUAGUGACAGAGCUCUACACAAAAUCACUCCUAGUACUGUCACUGUUCUAGCCUCAAGUUGUGGGUUGCAGACCACCAUGGUUAUACUUCACCG